GGGGCGGCGGCAGACCUCUCCGGGCCCGGCGGGAAGCGCGGGCGGCGGCGGCGGCGGGAUGCGCGCUCCGGGCGGCGGGGCGCGGCGCUAGGCGCCCGGCGGGGCGUCCCCGGCUGCGACCCCGCGGCCGUCCCCUCGGCCCGCCGCCGGAGCAUGACUUUCCGCCCGAGCCCCACGGCCGGGGGCGGCGCGUAGGGCGGCGAUCGGCGCCCCGGGAGGACCUGCCGGCCCCCGGCUCCACCGCAGCUCGAGCGCCCGCGCGGGGCCCUCCCGAGGCCCGGUAGGAGGGACCAUGAAAGUGAGGUCAGCCGGCGGUGACGGAGAUGCCUUGUGCGUUACGGAAGAGGAACUGGCUGGUGAAGACGAGGACAUGCCGACCUUCCCGUGUGCCCAGCAGGGCCGGCCAGGGCCCCGCUGCAGCCGCUGCCAGAAGAAUCUGUCACUGCACACCUCGGUGAGGAUCCUGUACCUCUUCCUGGCCCUGCUCCUGGUGGCUGUGGCCGUGCUGGCCUCUCUGGUUUUCAGGAAAGUGGACUCUCUCUCAGAAGACCUCUCCUUGGCCCAGUCCAUUUAUGAGAGGAAGCUUGUGUCGAUGGAGGAGAAUCUUCGGGGACUGGAUCCAAAAGCCCUGAACAACUGUUCUUUCUGCCACGAAGCUGGGCAGCUGGGGCCAGAGAUCCAAAAACUGCAGGAGGAGCUGGAGGGGAUUCAGAAGAUGCUCCUGGCCCAGGAGGCCCAGCUGGCCCAGACCUCUCGGGCCCAUGAACUGCUGUCCACUACCAGCAGUCAGAUCUCCCAGGAGAUGGGCAGCUGCUCCUUCUCCAUCCACCAGGUCAACCAGUCUCUGGGGCUCUUCCUGGCCCAGGUGAGGGGCUGGCAGGCCACCACAGGCAACCUGGACCUCUCUCUGAAGGACCUCACCCAGGAGUGCUACGACGUCAAGGCCGCCGUGCACCAGAUCAACUUCACCGUGGGACAGACAUCCGACUGGAUCCAUGGAAUCCAGCGCAAGACUGAUGAGGAGACCCUGACCCUCCAGAAGAUCGUCACAGACUGGCAGAACUACACCCGGCUCUUCAGCGGCCUACGCACCACCUCCACCAAGACCGGGGAGGCAGUCAAGAACAUCCAAGCCACGCUGGGCUCCUCCUCACAGCGCAUCAGCCAGAACUCGGAGAGCAUGCACGACCUGGUGCUGCAGGUCAUGGGCUUGCAGCUGCAGCUGGACAACAUCUCGUCCUUCCUGGACGACCAUGAAGAGAGCAUGCACGAUCUCCAGUACCACACCCGCUAUGCCCAGAACCGCACCGCAGAGAGGUUCGAGUCCCUGGAAGGACGCAUGGCAUCGCAUGAGAUCGAAAUCGGCACCAUCUUCACCAACAUCAAUGCCACCGACAACCACGUGCACAGCAUGCUCAAGUACCUGGACGACGUGCGGCUGUCCUGCACGCUGGGCUUCCACACGCACGCCGAGGAGCUCUACUACCUGAACAAGUCUGUCUCCCUUAUGCUGGGCACCAUGGACCUGCUCCGGGAGCGCUUCGGCCUGCUCAGUGCCCGGCUGGACUUCAAUGUCCGGAACCUCUCCAUGAUCAUGGAGGAGAUGAAGGCUGUGGACACGCAGCACGGAGAAAUCCUUCGCAACGUAACCAUCCUACGAGGUGCCCCUGGCCCUCCAGGACCAAGAGGACUCAAAGGCGAUGUGGGCGUGAAAGGGCCUGCCGGUGGCCGAGGACCUAAAGGCGACCCUGGCGGCUUGGGACCACCGGGACCCCAGGGUCCUCAGGGGCACCCCGGAGAGGCUGGACCUGUGGGAGAGAGGGGGCCGAUUGGCCCUCGGGGAUUCUCAGGCCUCAAGGGCUCAAAGGGCAGCUUUGGCACUGGAGGGCCAAGAGGACCACCAGGCCCCAAAGGGGAUGUGGGGCCCCCAGGGCCAGAGGGGCCCCCUGGGUCCCCAGGGCCUCAGGGGCCUCAGGGAAAACCAGGGAUCGCAGGGAAGACAGGUUCUCCAGGCCAGAGGGGGGCUGUGGGGCCUAAGGGUGAACCAGGGAUCCAGGGUCCGCCCGGCCUCCCUGGGCCCCCAGGCCCACCAGGAAGCCAGAGUGCCUACUGAGGAGGGUCCCCAGCCCAGACACGGUCACACAGGGUGCCAGAGGGGGUUCAGCUUGAGCGUCCCAGAAAGCUCCGACUGACAAUUGUGAUUCUUCUAUUCUGAGGAGGGGGUCCCCCAGGGAUGACCCUGCAGCUUUGUGUUCCCCCAUAGUGACUGUACCAUAGGAAAGCAGCCCCUACACACGCACACACAGGUGCACACCUGCACAAACACGCUCACACUGCACUCACAAAGACACGCCCACACACAAACAGGUGCACACCCCUACAAACACACGCACAUAUACACGCACACACCUGCACUCACACAGACACGCACACACAGGUGCACACCUGCACAAACACGCUCGCACUGCACUCACACACACACGUGCACAGCUGUAGACACACAUGCACUCCUGCUUACAAGCACAAUACACAUGUGCACACUUGCACAAACGUGCCCGCUCAUGCACACACUGCACUCGCACAGACACGCCCACACACAAACAGGUGCACAACUGCACAAACACGCACACACACGUGCACAGCUGUGCACACCUGCACUCACAGACACACCCACACAUGCACACACAAACAUACAUGCACAUGUGCACAUGACACGCACAGUGUCCUCCUGGCUGGGGGGCUGCCUGGCCCCCGCUGGCCGAGCAGGAGGAGAGGGCAGGAGCUCCUUUCCCUGUGACUGAGCCUGCCAGGGAGGUGGCUACCUUGGGGGGAAAUGUCCUGGGUCUAUCUCUGAAUGGUGACCAGCGUCUUCACACCCCUGAUACCCAGCAGCUUCCCGGGGUCCUCUUGGCUGGAUAGUCCACGGAGACCUCUGCAGGGCAUUAUAGUCAAAACUCCAGAGAUGAGGUGGAUUUGGAAACCUUAAGUUCCUCCCCAUAAUGGUGAAGAUAGAGUCCUUGGGGACAGUGAGGCCACCAGGGCCCGUGUUCUCAGGCUUUGCCCACCGUGUACCUGAGAAGUUCAACAUGUUCUUUUCGCACGUCCGGAAAACUCCUCACUACAUCCUUGCCUGCACCUCUCUGGAAUGGCCUGGAUGGAAUCCAAGCAGGAGUUUCAUCUGUGUGGGGAGACUGUAGGCACUGGAACAUUCUGCCUCCGUGUUCCCUGGGAGCUGGAGGUGGCAGGCAGAGGCAGGUGGGGUGAGAGGGGAUUCUCCCCUGCCCCUCUACCCCAGGCUGGCCUAUGGCAUUCCCUGAGGGUCUCCUCUGGGGAGGCCAAGAAAGACCAGCCUGCAGGAGGGCCGAUCCCUCCUGCCUGCAGCUGUACGCUGACCUCGCCCCCAGGACCCACAGUGGCCUGAGCCCUCUCUGUGCACAGCCAGUGAAACUAGAAGUGGGGGGGGCCUGGAUGUGCACAAGAGGCCGCCUCGGCCAUCACUCUUCAGCCCCUGCCAACUUCCUGUGCACACUGGCAGAAAGGGGUGCUGGGAAGUCACCACACUGGGUGAAGGCCUCCCACUGGCCACACUCACUAUAACCUACCCUGCCUUUGUGUUCAGACAGACUCAGACCAGCCCUGGGGCAGAGCUAUCUCCUCCCCAACAGGGAACCAGAGGCCAGCCCUUCCCCACUCAAAGGCUUUCUGCCACCUUCCUAACUGUCCUGGACGUGCAACUGGUUUGCACUGCCUGCCCCAUGGCCACGGAACACCUGCCUACAUACGAUAAUAUGCAACAUAGUAUGACUGACUCAGUAAAGAGCUGUU
Nycticebus coucang (slow loris) is the source of this 3825-nucleotide messenger RNA. It is a transcript of the gene SCARA3, whose product is annotated as scavenger receptor class A member 3. The transcript is spliced from 6 exons. The record is from RefSeq and is a predicted model, not a curated record. Bases 293 to 2113 code for a protein of 606 amino acids. NCBI's taxonomy places the organism in Eukaryota, Metazoa, Chordata, Mammalia, Primates, Lorisidae.